AUGUUCAGAAGCAGAGGUGGAAGUUGUUACGUUGGCAGGAGGUGUCGGACUCCGCCAUCUUUUUACCAGAAAGAACAGUCGGAGUGUAUUGACCGUUGCGAGAGUGCGCCGUCCUCAUUCGACAUACCUAUGAACAUCGCCGAGUCGCUUGUUGCCCCAACCACGGCUGAUAACGUAACCGUCGAAGGUCGGCCGACAAGCCAGACGGUGAUGGGUUCGUAUUCGGCAAGCAGUCCGGUUUCUGAACUUUCCAAAAUCGAGCCGUUCAUUAGCAGUUCCGCGUGUGAGAGCAAGGUAGAUUGCGAGAUCUGCGGCAAGGUGUUCAGCAAGAUUGGCUUGUUGAGACUGCAUAUGAACGUGCACAUAUUCGAACGAUCGAGCCGACGGUACGACUUCAAGUGUUCGAGUUGCAACUGCGGCUUUCGAUCGCGAAGUCUUCUACAGAAGCAUAUUUCCAACGCUCAUCCGAGACACGAAAAAGAGGAUGGCGCGAGUGCAACAGAAAGCGGCGGAGAUGUGACAGCCGUCGCCUCGUCGUCUCAUUCCGAUUCGUCGACGGCCAGUUCUCUGAACCCUCGCCCAUUCGAAUGCGUCGACUGCAGCAUCGCGUUCCGCAUUCACGGCCAUUUGGCGAAACAUCUUCGGUCGAAGCUGCAUAUCAUGAAGUUGGAGUGCCUCGGCAAAAUACCGAUCGGCACAUUCGCUCGUCUGGAAGAGGCCGGCGUGCGGUUCUUUCUCGAAAUCGACACCAGUGACUGCCAGAAUUCGCUGAAGAGUUUGCUGUUGUUGAACGAAAAGUUGGACGCUUCGUCGUCUUCGUCACCCAGAACAAGCGACGCUUUGUCUGCGGACAGCUAUGCGUCCUCCGCAUUAAAAGAUGGAUCGACUCAGACGAAAGACAACCUUAAAAAUGCCGAAGUUGACAUGAUUGACCUGAACUCGCAGAGUGACGCCAUCUCUGCCUGCGAUGCGGACCAGAACCGUUCGAUCGUUGCAGGUUUGUGGGUACCUCCGAAAGUGACCGAACUGGCUGUGUCCGCCGUGUCUGACGUCAGGAACGACCACGACGAGUCCGAGGACGGAGGCGGCGACUCGGUUCCGCCGGACGACUUUCCGCGCGUUUCCAACAUGUUCACGGUGAGCACUGCCGAGGCGGAGGUCGACGAGGACGCGUUGAAGAAGGCGCACACGUUUUCUCAGACGUAUUGUAAGUUUUGUGCUUUGUCGUUUCUGGAUGCGAUCGACCUCGAAGUACAUUGGCACGCAGACCACGUGGUGAUGAAGGACGGCAAGGAUUACAAAUGUCCGAAGGAUAACUGUGAUAAGGUGUACCCGAACAAAGAGAGUCUACGGCAGCACAUCGCGUUGCAUUUCCUUGGCAGACUAAACAUCGACUACGACGCGGCUGCGGCUGCUGCGGCAGCGGCGGAUGUCAGUAAAGCGACUGUUGUCGCCCUGAGUCGGAAGCUGAAUGGCAUAACAAACAGCGGUGGCGGUGGUGGUGCUGUCUGUGAACUCUGCGACGAUCCCGGUGGCAAAAUGCGCAAACGAAUGAAGACACCCCUUGUGAAGCUGAAUGUACUACCGGAUUCGCCCGGUGUCGAACAGCAACAGAAUAGGAAUAUGACUAAUCCAAGCUUAGCAAGUGGCAUGUCCAACUGUGCAUCGCCCAUCAGCGACUCGGAUACCAGUCGUGUCAGCGCCAGUGGUCAGAGCACGAGUCCAGCUCCGAGUCCGUUGGACGCCGUAGCGUGUCCAAAAACUGUCAAGUGUUAUUCAUCGAGAUCUAGGAGAACUCCGAUUAUGGCUGACGAGCCGACCGCUUCUUCUUCGACCCCCGUUUUCUCGAAAAGAAGCGGCAGCGUAUCCAGCGAGCAGGCGAUGCCAACUUGUUUCACGAGCGACACCGUAUUCGUACCCAUGUCAACGUCUUACCAUGAUGAGGCAAAAUCCGCUGCCGAAUUGAGUUACCACCAGUGCAAAGUGAGAUGCGGUUCCAGAUCCGGCUCCAACUCCGGCUCCUGUUCCGCGUCCGCAUCCGGAUCCGGUUUAACGUCUCCAAAUCCGAAUCUGUUCGCGAAUAUUAAUCAGAACACGGUUCUUCCGACCGCGUGGAACAUGCCAUCAUUUUACGCGAACCCGGUUUCGCCGCAGCCGUUCUAUCUUGCCGCGGCUGCCAACCCGUUGUCCCUGUUCACGUAUCAGAAUGACCAGCCUUCUUCGAACAACUUGCACCUGAUUUCGAACACCGCUUGGAUGAACUUGCGAGCUAUGACCCCGCAGUUCGCUGCGUCGUUGUAUUUGAAUUCUUUACCGAAGCCUCCGUUAUUCAGCCCUGUCGCUGCAAAUGCCACCAGCAUCAGCGAACAGUCGCUGCAGUCGUCGAACAACGUUUCUGCUGCUGCCACGGCGGACACUCAUUUCUGUUUCAUUUGCAGCAAGCAGUUCUUGGAGCUGCCAGCGUUUCAGCAGCACAUACUCAACCAUUCGCAACUGAGGCCGUUCGUAUGCGAGUACUGCGACGCCGGUUUCACCACCUGGCAAGCGCUGGAGUCUCAUCUGCCGUGCCGAUUCCAAUAG
Soboliphyme baturini is the source of this 2580-nucleotide messenger RNA. The record is from the annotation of a GenBank genome assembly. NCBI's taxonomy places the organism in Eukaryota, Metazoa, Nematoda, Enoplea, Dioctophymatida, Soboliphymatidae.